Molecule: messenger RNA, 1922 nt
Organism: Diachasma alloeum
Lineage: Eukaryota; Metazoa; Arthropoda; Insecta; Hymenoptera; Braconidae
Product: frizzled-9
Exons: 4
Coding region: 156-1844 (562 amino acids)
Biological process (GO): non-canonical Wnt signaling pathway; canonical Wnt signaling pathway
Cellular component (GO): plasma membrane
Molecular function (GO): Wnt-protein binding; Wnt receptor activity
Source: RefSeq, a predicted model, not a curated record
UCGAGUGGAGGGUAGACUCUCGUGUUCUCACCAAGUUCGAUGAAAUCCACGCAAACCACUGAAACCGAUUGAGUUAAUCGAUAAUGAAGUGAAGACGAUCGAGUGAAUUCACAAGAACUAGUGAAGAAAUGAUUGAAUCUGGAUUAUAAAAUAGGAUGGCUCGAAUCAUGCGGGUUUUGUGGUGUGUGGUAGUCGUUCUGGGGACGGCUGUCACUGUGACGAGGUCCUGGGGCAUCGGUCACGCAGGACAUGCCGGCAAUGGCAAUGCCAAGUGCGAGAGACUUACCGUUUCUCUAUGUAGGGGAUUGCGGUACAAUCUCACUGCAAUGCCGAAUUUCAUGGGACACACGGACCAGUUGCAAGCUGAACGCGGGCUAGCAGCAUUCAUGCCACUGGUUCACUACAACUGCUCCAAACACCUGAGAUUCUUCCUCUGCGCUGUGUUCGCUCCUGUCUGCUCGGAGCAUGUAGCCAUGCAGAUACCGGCCUGCAAGCCACUUUGCUUAUCUGUUAGGCGGGAUUGUGAACCAGCUUUGACCAGUCUCACUCUGCCCUGGCCCAAUAUGUGGGACUGUGACCGAUUCUCCGAUAGCGGCAAUGCUCUCUGCGUUCAACCACCCUCUGAGGAGAGCCUCCCCGAGCCGGUGUCACCGGUUCUGCCGGCCCUCCGGUCGCCCUGGGCCGGACUGAAGACCCUACAGCCAUCCCCAAAAGAUCACCAUCAGUGUCCACCUCACUUCGUCCAGACGCCGUUCACCGAUACUAUAUCGUGUGCUCCAAGGUGCGACGCUGACGCCUAUUACCGCGCGGAAGACAAGCGUUUCGCUGUCCGCUGGAUGACCGGAUGGGCCUGGCUGUGCUUCCUCUCGACUCUCUUCACCCUUCUGACCUUCUGGGUGGACCCCUCCCGUUUCCGUUACCCAGAGAGACCGAUUGUCUUUCUGGCCCUGACUUACAAUCUCCUCUCGAUUCUGUUCAUAAUCCGGGGCGCGGUGGGAGCGGACAUGUUGAGCUGCGCACAUCAGGAAGACGGCCCCAAUUAUGUUCCUGUUCACGAUGGCCUCCGCAGUGUGCCCUGCACACUGUGGUGGCUAUUAAAGUAUUACUUAUCGCUCUCGAGUGGCGUCUGGUGGACUGUGCUCUGCGGUUGUUGGUUGCUCAGCGCUAAGAAUGAAUGGAGCAGCGAAGCGUUGCACAAUAUCGCGCCUUAUCUCCAUGGAACCGCCUGGGGGCUGCCGUUAUUCCUCGUUGCUGGAAGCUUAAUAUCCCGGAACGUCAGUGCUGAUGAACUCACCGGUUUGUGCCAGAUAUCGGACGAGUCGGCGUUGUGGCUGGAAGUUCUGCCCCUCGGAGUCUUUCUCCUUCUCGGCUGCGUCUUCGGCGGCGUCGCCGGUGCUGCCCUCGUGCGCGUGCGCAGGGCCGUCAAGGCGGCCGGAAGAAGUGCGACGAAACUCGAGAGACUGAUGACACGACUCGGAGUUUUCGCCCUACUCUACGCACUUCCGGCGUUCGGGGGCCUUGCCUGCGCCCUUCACGAGGCCUCCGUCAGACCGAGGUGGCGAACUUUGGCGCUUCUCGCGGCUUUGGACUGUCGAGCUGCGCAGAACUGCGUGCCUGGGCCUGUUUACAGUGCUGCGGGACUGGAGGUUGCUCUCUUGAGGGUUUUUCUGAGUCUCGUCAUUGGGAUCACCUCGGGGAUGUGGGUGUGGUCGGGGAAGACGUGUAGAGCGUGGAGCAAACUACUUGCUGCUCCCAGUAAACCAGCCAGAUCGUCGCAGUUUGGGCAACAUAUAGGACGCGGAGGGUUCCAGGGGAUCAAACCUGAUACUCUGAACUUUGCUUGAACGCUCGGGCUUUGUGGUUGUAUAUAUUCUGUAAAUAUUGUAUAUUUGUGGGAGACAAUAAAGAUUACUUGAUACGUU